Molecule: messenger RNA, 672 nt
Organism: Hyaloperonospora brassicae
Lineage: Eukaryota; Oomycota; Peronosporomycetes; Peronosporales; Peronosporaceae
Source: the annotation of a GenBank genome assembly
AUGGCCGUUUCCAAGACACACAACGUCGUGCUCGCCCGUGGCAUCAACGCCAUCUCGCGCAACAGUCUCUCCAAGAAGAACGGCCGUGGCAUGGUGGUCAAGAAGGGCGGCGAGAAGAAGGUGACUGUUGUGAAGAAACCGUGCACGAAGAAGUGGUACCCGGCGGACUACAUCCCGAAGCCGUUGCAGUCGGCCAAGACCAAGCGCAACAGUGUCAAGACCGCAAAGCUGCGCAAGUCCAUCACGCCGGGCACUGUGCUUAUUCUGCUCUCGGGCCGCUUCCGUGGCAAGCGUGUGGUGUUCCUGAAGCAAUUGGCAUCGGGCCUGCUGCUUGUGACGGGCCCCUACAAGAUCAACGGCGUGCCGCUUCGUCGUGUGAACCAGUCGUUCGUGAUUGCUACGUCGACCAAGGUCAACAUGGAGGGCCUUGAGCUUCCGGCCAUUGACGACGCCUACUUUGCCCGGGAAAAGGCUGCAAAGAAGAGCAAAGAGGAGCAGUUCUUUGCGCAGUCAAACGAGGCUCCCGUGAUCUCGGAGCAGCGCAAGAAGGACCAGAAGGCUGUAGACUCGGCUCUUGUCAAGAAGCUUGACGCCGAGCCGUUCCUCAAGGCCUACCUGAAUGCCAAGUUCACCUUGACAAAGAGCGACCGCGUGCACGCUCUCAAGUUUUAA